Plasmodium coatneyi is the source of this 756-nucleotide messenger RNA. RefSeq lists its product as uncharacterized. Lineage: Eukaryota; Apicomplexa; Aconoidasida; Haemosporida; Plasmodiidae. Bases 1 to 756 code for a protein of 251 amino acids. The record is from RefSeq and is a predicted model, not a curated record. The transcript is spliced from 2 exons.
AUGAAAACGCGGGGCAUUUUUCGAACCCCCCAGGGUGUUCGUCUUUAUGCGUCCACAUGGGAAGUACCCCAAUUUUUUACACGCGGCACAAAGAUAGGGAGUAUUCAAAUGAGCAACGCGGGGGAAGAAAUUGACCAGAGGAAGCUUCCCCACUGGAGUAUAAACACACAGCCCUGUAACCUUCAUAGUGGAAAAGAGGGGGACUUCUUUGAAAGACUCAUCCGGAUUUACGUGGACGUCAUUUUUAACUGGGACAAAUAUCCACCGCAUGUUCAGCACUUGCACAUUUUGGGAAGAAGUCUGCUAAUGGAUAAAGUACUUAACGUGCGAAGCAGCAAAAGUCACAAGAAAAAACUGCUUAACUGUGAGGACAGUAAACCGUUCGAAAAUAUGAACGAAUAUCUUGUACGCUUAAAUGAAGCAGCAUUGGGAGGUGAAAAAUUAUUAGAGGAUGAAAAAAAGGACGUGAUCCAAAAAGUGAAAAAUAUUUUUAACCACAAAAAUGUCUUGUAUGCAUUAUUUACCCUACAGCAUAACAGGAUUUUAUUUAAUUUUUCUGAGCAGUUGUUUUUAAAGAAUGUGGAAAUUUGCUUUUUAAACUCCGCCGUCAGUAGCAGGAUGGACAUAUAUCGCUACAUCAGACGCUUUGGGGUGGACAACAUUUGCCUUUACGUUUUUGAAUACGCUGACCACCUUCACAUUUUGAAGAAGCGCCAUGAAGUCGUUAAGGGGUUAUUUUUCGGAAGUGCGUCCUGA